AUGAAUUUUUGCCGCUGGGAAUUUGAGUUCUUCUACUUAGACAUUAGACGCUAUUAUUCCCCGAACGCCGCUUUCGUGGGCGUUGUAUUGAUUGCCAGAACUGGUUGCCGGUACUGGCUCAUCGGUUUCCUUAUUGAGAUAGAAGCCCGCCGCCUUCGUCUAGCUGCUGCAGUGCAUUUCAUGACGAUCGUGCAUGUGGUGAACAUUAAAAACGACAAAUUGAUGCGCUUCUAUAACCGCUUUGAGUGGGCGCCGGCAUCCUUGUACUUUGCGGUGGUCCAG
Molecule: messenger RNA, 282 nt
Organism: Iphiclides podalirius (scarce swallowtail)
Lineage: Eukaryota; Metazoa; Arthropoda; Insecta; Lepidoptera; Papilionidae
Source: the annotation of a GenBank genome assembly